Acanthopagrus latus (yellowfin seabream) is the source of this 1570-nucleotide messenger RNA. RefSeq names its product hairy/enhancer-of-split related with YRPW motif protein 1-like. The record is from RefSeq and is a predicted model, not a curated record. The transcript has 5 exons. NCBI's taxonomy places the organism in Eukaryota, Metazoa, Chordata, Actinopteri, Spariformes, Sparidae. Gene Ontology annotation, molecular function: RNA polymerase II cis-regulatory region sequence-specific DNA binding; DNA-binding transcription factor activity, RNA polymerase II-specific; protein dimerization activity. Bases 88 to 1020 code for a protein of 310 amino acids. Gene Ontology annotation, cellular component: nucleus. Gene Ontology annotation, biological process: Notch signaling pathway; anterior/posterior pattern specification; regulation of neurogenesis.
GUCAGCCCAGCAGAGCAGGUCUACUGUCAGUGCAGCAGCACAUCUCUGUAGUCAGGACCGGAGUGUCGAUCACUGUGGAGGAGAAACAUGAAGCGAAGCCACAAUUACAGCUCAUCGGAGAGCGACCUGGACGACAAUGUUGAGGUGGAGAAGGACAGUGGAGACGAAAAUGGUCAACUCGAUUCCCACGGCUCGAUGUCACCCUCCACCACCACCCAGGUUCAAGCCAGAAAAAGGCGCAGAGGGAUAAUUGAGAAACGGAGACGUGACCGGAUCAAUAAUAGUCUGUCGGAGUUGAGAAGAUUGGUGCCGAGUGCUUUUGAGAAACAGGGAUCAGCUAAAUUGGAAAAAGCAGAAAUUUUGCAAAUGACUGUGGACCAUUUGAAGAUGCUUCAUGCCUCCGGUGGCAAAGGUUAUUUUGAGGCUCAUGCUCUUGCUAAGGAUUACCGCAGCCUGGGAUUCAGAGAGUGCCUGGCAGAGACAGCUCGCUUCCUGAGCAUCGUAGAGGGUCGGGAGAGCACAGACCCCCUCCGUAUACGUUUGGUGUCCCACCUCAGCAACUACGCCUCCCAGAGGGAGGUGCACGCCGGACUGGAACACUUAGCCUGGGGCUCUGCCUACGGGACGGCGCCUGCCCAUCUCGCCCACCCCCUCCUCCUGCAGCACCCCCAGGGCAGGACACCUGCAUCCAGAAGCAACAGUAGCCCACCCUCAUCCUCCUCCUCUUCCUCCACGUCUUCCUCUUCCUCCACUGAGGCAUCUGGGACAUCCAGACUCAGUGGCAUGCCCCCCGCAGAGUCCCUCAGGGUGCCUCCCAGCAGCUCGUUGCCCCUCAGUCUGCCUCUGCCAACAUCCAAGCUAUCACCACCGCUCCUUUCAUCCCUCUCCUCGUUGUCGGCCUUCCCCCUCUCCUUCGGCGCCUUCCCUCUGGUCUCCCCGUCGGCCCUCAGCACGGUGAGCCCCUCCUCCACCCUGUCAAAGCCUUACAGGCCCUGGGGCACGGAGAUUGGGGCCUUCUGAAGCUAACAACUGGACUGAAGGCAACAGCUGAGCUGUGCCCGCCACCACAGACGGGGCAGGACGACCUGCCUCAUCUGUUUUUAUCGCAAUAAACACAGGGGAACAAAGCAAACUGAUUUUAUUUUUAAGUAUAAAGAAUGAGUGGGAGAGGUUCUUAAAGGCUUACCUCUCAGUAUGGCAUUACUCUCAUAAAGAAAAGGAAUUCUAAAUGACUUAAUGUUAUCUGUUGAAAAUGAUGACUAAUUUAGUUUACAUGCACUGUCUCCAGAAUGAUGUGCGGGCCAUGAAUAGAUUUACUGUAAGUACAAAUGUAGAGGUAAGAUUAUGUAGGCCACAUAGUGAAACUUCUACAUUUGUCCAGCAUGGAUGUCUGUAUUUAACAUAAUGUAGGGUCUGCUCCUUUAGUGGCAUCAGAACUUGUGGAGAUGCAUCUUACAUGUGCUGUUGUUGGAAAACUAACCACUGGAGAAUCAGAAACUUGCAUUGUUGUAUCUAUUUGUAAUAUUUUUGUACCAAUAAAUUGAGUUAAAAGUAUCAAAUAUAAACCCAA